Molecule: messenger RNA, 2779 nt
Organism: Gasterosteus aculeatus aculeatus (three-spined stickleback)
Lineage: Eukaryota; Metazoa; Chordata; Actinopteri; Perciformes; Gasterosteidae
Source: RefSeq, a predicted model, not a curated record
CCGGCCGAGGAGGGCGGUCCGCCACUGGACGGACGACGAGGUGCGGGCGCUGCUCUGCGUCUGGGCCGACCGGCGCGUCCGAGAGCGCCUCAAGUGCACGCUGCGCAACAAGUCCAUCUUCCAGGAGAUGGCGCGGCGGAUGCAGCGGAGCUUCGGGGUCGUGCGCAACUGGAAGCAGUGCCGCACCAAAUACAAGAACCUCAAGUACGACUACAAGACCGCCAAGGGCGGCCACGCCGCGGGGGGCGGCGCCCCGGGGAAGUACAUGAAGUUCUUCGACGAGGUGGAGGCCAUCCUGCUGGACCGGGGGCUGGGCGACGGCACCGCGGAGAUGCAGAGGAGGCUGUACGAGGGAGGGGGCGGGGCCGGCGAGGAGAGCGAGGUCGUCAUCGAGAUCGAAGACGACGACCACAGCGACGGUGACGAUAUGGACCAGGACCUGGAGGCCAAAUGGGGCGGAGCAGAUGCCCCCCUGACGCCGUGUGACCCGUCCGGCUCGGAGCAGUUCCACGUGGUCACGGUGGCGGACACGGGCCGCAACUGGAGCGACCAGGAGGUCCGGGCGCUGAUCCGCGUCUGGUCCGACCAGCGCGUGUGCCGGCAGCUGGAGAGCUCCACCAGGAAGAGGGACAUCUUCGUCCAGAUCUCCAACCGGCUGAUGCAGCAGGGCGUCGAGCGCGACUGGAAGCAGUGCCACACCAAGUACAAGAACCUCAAGUACCUCUACCGCUCGCUCCAGAGGGGGAGGAGCGACGAGGCCGACCCGAGGCGCCUCAUGCGGUUCUACGACGAGGUGGACGCCAUCAUGAACCGGCCCGCCGACGGCUCGCCGUGCCGCGGCGGCGAGGAGAGCGAACGCGACACACAGACCAACGGGGCGCGCGAGAUGGAGAGGGCGACGCACGACCCGACAGACACGGACUCCGCCUCCUCAGUGAGCCUCGGCGUUGCCCCGGUACCGGAGCUCCGCUCGGACCGGAUCACGUCCAGCUCUUCUGAAACACGAGUGAAGAGAGAAGAACUCCCCCCCGCCAGCAGAAGGAAGAGGAAAGCGGCGGAUGAAGACCUCCCACUCCAGACCCCCCCAAAGAAAGUGGACUGUGAGACGGCGGAGUGCAAAGAGGAGCCGGAUCACAUCCCCAUCAUCAAGAUCGACUCCGUGCGCUCGAUGCCGUCGCCGGCUCCGCCCCCAGACAGAGAGGAGGUCCGCGCGCGGCACAACUCCACCAUGACGUCCGCUGCAGAGCUGAAACUCGGCGAGAAGCUGAACGAGGGGAAGACGAAGCAGAUCUUCUUGCUGGAGGACCAGCCCGGGCUGGUCCUGGUCCAGUCCAAGGACCAGAUCACGGCGGGUAACGCCGUGAGGAAGGACCAGAUGGAGGGCAAGGCGGCCAUCGCCAACGGGACCGCGAGCUGCGUGUUCCGCCUGCUGCAGGACUCCGGCAUCAAGACGGCCUUCGUGAAGCGGCACUCGGACACGGCCUUCAUCGCCACCCACUGCGAGAUGAUUCCCAUCGAGUGGGUCUGCCGCAGAGGGGGGAGGGGGUCCUUCCUCAAGAGAAAUCCGGGGGUCAAGAAAGGCUCCCGUUUCUCCCCCCGAAAGCGGGAAAGUUUUUUAAAGGACGACGCCAACAACGACCCCCAGUGGUCCGAGGAGCAGCUGCUGGAGGCCAAGUUCUCCCCGGCCGGGCUCGCCAUCGGCCAGUGCGAGGUGGACGUGAUGAGCCGCAGCACCGUGGCCAUCUUUGAGAUCCUGGAGAAGUCCUGGGCCACUCAGGACUGCACGCUGGUGGACAUGAAGAUCGAGUUUGGGGUGAACGUGAAGACCCAGGAGAUCGUCCUCGCCGACGUGAUCGACAACGAUUCGUGGCGUCUGUGGCCGGCCGGCGACCGGAGUCAGCAGAAAGAUAAGCAGGUGUACCGCGACCUGAAAGAAGUGACCCCCGAGGCCAUGCAGAUGGUGAAGAGGAACUUUGAGUGGGUCUCUGAGAGGGUCAAGCUGCUGCUGGAGCCGCGGGCCGGCGGCAGGGUGGUGGUUCUGAUGGGCUCCACCUCGGACCUGGCUCACUGUGAGAAGAUCAGGAAGGCCUGCACCUCCUACGGGGUCCGCUGCAUCCUGAGGGUCACCUCGGCACACAAGGGUCCCGACGAGACGCUGCGCAUCAAAGCCGAAUAUGAAGGCGACGGCGUGCCCACCGUGUUUGUGGCGGUGGCCGGCAGAAGCAACGGGCUCGGCCCGGUGAUGUCCGGGAACACGGCGUAUCCCGUCAUCAACUGCCCGCCCCUCACUCCGGACUGGGGGGCGCAGGACGUCUGGUCCUCCCUGCGCAUGCCGAGUGGUCUGGGCUGCUCCACCGUCCUCUCCCCCGAUGCCGCCGCCCAGUUCGCGGCUCAGAUCUUCGGGCUCACCGACCACCUGGUGUGGUGCAGGCUGAGGGCCUCCAUGCUCAACACCUGGGUGGCCCUGAAGCUGGCCGACCAGAAGCUGCAGGCCUGCAGCCUCUGAGGCGGCCCUCGCUCGGGGCUCCGCCCCCUUUCUGUCUCGCCUUUCUGCCACAGAAAUCCUUCCAUUAGAACUAGUUCAGUGCUUCUGUGGUCGGUUUUGUCCCAUUGAACUUUUUUCCCGGCAGAUAUUUGACAUGUCGCAGCAGGAAAACGUACCAAUCUGUGACUCGCCGUCGGGCUUAAUGGGAAACUAAAUCUGAUGUCUAUGUCUGCUCACUAACUUUUGCAAAUAAAUCCAUUUCUAAAGCAAUAAACCUUUUGGUAUAUUCACUUA